Maniola jurtina (meadow brown) is the source of this 3944-nucleotide messenger RNA. RefSeq names its product dihydrolipoyllysine-residue acetyltransferase component of pyruvate dehydrogenase complex, mitochondrial (gene muc). Gene Ontology annotation, molecular function: dihydrolipoyllysine-residue acetyltransferase activity. The record is from RefSeq and is a predicted model, not a curated record. The transcript has 10 exons. The coding region runs from base 129 to 1640 and encodes 503 amino acids. Gene Ontology annotation, cellular component: pyruvate dehydrogenase complex. Gene Ontology annotation, biological process: pyruvate decarboxylation to acetyl-CoA. Lineage: Eukaryota; Metazoa; Arthropoda; Insecta; Lepidoptera; Nymphalidae.
GUUACUGUCAAAUGUCAAUAACAUUUCCCUUUCGACGACCUACAAGUUGGUAAAGGUCGAUCCUUUUGGUUUAAAUAAUAAAAUAAAAAACCGUCCCAAUUACCUGGACGGCUUAAAUAAAAUCAGAAAUGCUGCGAACGAUUUUAGUACGAAACCAAGUUUUGAACGAUAGCGUAAGGAAAGCUAUUCGGUGUAACAUAACGAGAUGUAUAAGCACAGAGUUGGCCAGAAGAAAACAGCCAAAAAAGCUUCUUAACCCAUCACAAAGGACUGUAGCGACCCCACUAUGGAGCAUCCAGAUGAGAUACUACUCAAGUCUACCAUCACAUGUAAAAGUCAACCUCCCUGCACUCUCUCCUACCAUGGAAAGUGGUUCUAUAGUCAGUUGGGAAAAGAAAGAGGGUGAUAAGCUAAGUGAAGGUGAUCUUUUAUGUGAGAUUGAGACAGAUAAAGCAACAAUGGGUUUUGAAACACCUGAGGAAGGGUAUCUGGCUAAAAUUCUCAUACCUGCUGGCACCAAAGGUGUUGCUGUAGGGAAACUACUUUGCAUCAUUGUUGAGAAUCAGGCUGAUGUUGCAGCAUUCAAAGACUUUAAGGAUGAUUCCACAGGAGCUCCGGCAAAACCAGCAGCAAAGAAACAAGCACCAGCAGCUGCAGCCCCACCAGCAGCACCAGCAGCGCCAGCACCGGCACCCGCGGCGCCCCGCCCCGCCGCUCCCGCCGCUGCCCCCGCACCCGCCCCAGCCGCCGCCCCCGCUGUAGACCAGCACGGCCGGAUCUAUGCCAGCCCCAUGGCCAGGCGACUUGCCGAACUCAAGAGCAUCAGGCUUGGUGGGCAGGGUUCAGGACUGUAUGGGUCACUAAAGAGUGGCGAUCUCGCAGCGGCAGCCGCGGCCCCCGCCCCUCUGCCCCCGCCGCCCGCGCCCGCCCCUGGAGCCACCUUCACGGACAUUCCACUCAGUGGUAUGAGGGAGACCAUCGCCAAGCGCCUGUCGGCCGCCAAACAGACCAUCCCUCACUACCAGCUGUGUGCGACGGUUAACGUGGAGAAGCUGCUGGCUAUGAGGAAGGAGGUUAACGAACGGUUGGCCGCAGAAAAAUCUAAUGUUAAGGUAUCUGUAAACGACUUCAUCUUGAAGGCUGUCGCAGCGGCUUGCAAGCGAGUACCCACUGUCAAUUCACAUUGGAUGGAAACGUUUAUUAGACAGUACUCAAACGUUGAUGUAAGCGUGGCAGUAGCGACGCCGACGGGGCUGAUCACGCCGAUCAUAUUCAACGCGGACUCGCGCGGCAUCCUCGACAUCUCCAGCAGCAUGAAGGAGCUCGCCAACAAGGCCAAGGAGGGCCGCCUGCAGCCGCAGGAGUACCAGGGCGGCACCGUCACUGUGUCCAACUUGGGCAUGUUUGGAAUCACAAUGUUUAAUGCGAUCAUCAACCCACCCCAGUCACUAAUUUUGGCAUGUGGAGGUCUCCAGGAGAUUGUCAUACCAGACAAAAAUGAACCACAGGGAUUCCGACUGGCGAAGUUCGUAACAUUCACAGCGUCCGCGGACCACAGAGUGAUCGACGGCGCGGUGGGCGCGCAGUGGAUGAAGGUGCUCAAAGAGAACCUCGAGAACCCCGCCAACAUCAUACUGUAAACCCGCAUUCAUCUUAUUUAUGUAGUACCGUUCAAACUUAUUGGCCGCUGAGAAGUUAGUCACAAAUCGAGUCGCAGUUACAGUAUUACGACUCUUAUAAGUCGAAUCGGCAUAAUUCGUUUAGUUUUGAUUGAAUUGAUUGUUUGGUCACUCAAAAUGGUUAAUUUUGACCAAACAAUCAAUUCACGCCCACUGACUUUUUGUCUUUGUCAUUUUUAUUGGAAUUACAUAACAGAUAGCCCUAUAUUAACUUCUCUCCGUGGAUACGGCAUAGUUAAUUUUAUUUUAGCUCACUGUUUCCGUGCUGUACUCUCAAGUCGAAAUUCACUUCUCAGGUGCCAAAAGAUUGAUUCGAACUAUACAUACUAUUGGUACAGUUGAAUUUGGAUAAGCGAGAAAUCUGAGUGAGAGUAAUGGGCAGGUUUCAGAAUUUUUAUAACCCAAAAUCUUUUUGAGUGAGAAAGAUAAACCUUAAGCAAGUGUCUUGUUUGGAUUAGAGAGAACACUUUUGCUCUACAGUGUACAAGCGAGUCUGUACUAAGUUAAAAAAAUAAAUCAUAUUCUUUUAUAUUUUUUAUGACAUAAGGAAAAUGCUAUUAUUAUAUACUUUAUGACAUAAAAAAUAAAAAGCAUUCAUAAUAGCUGCAGCGCGUGAGUGCAUCCAAGCGACCUUUUGUAUAGUUCUUUAGAACAUUGAAAUGAAAAAUUUAUAAUACCUACGCGGUCAAACAAUUAAAACAGACUAAUAAACGGCUUUUCUUAAGUAAAGUAAAAAGCUAAGUAGUAAGUAAAGCUUUUUCAUACUACCUCUAUAAAAAGAGAAAGCGCUUCUUUUUCAUCUUUUAAGCGAGAAACUGGACUAGUGAGAAACCUCUAUGAGCGAAUAUUCUUAUCCUUUGAACUAUGCUUAUCCUGGUUCGACUGUAUAUACAUUUUAAUUCGCUGAUUGAUAUUUCUAGUGAAAAAGGCUAAGGAGGUACAAGUACUACCACUUUUAUAAUUCGCAUCGGUAAGAUUCAUUCGCGCAGAAAAACGCAGCCUAAAGCCGCCUAAAACCGAAUGUAAACCAAUUGAAUACAAAUCUUAUUCUUCAGCGUUAAGAUUUCAAGUACAAGAACAUAAGCUUUCUCGCUCAUAAUUUGCGCGUACAAAGCAUGGCGCAUAGGCAACGACCAAUAGCAGACGGACGCGCGCUAUGAUUGGCUGAGAUAUUUUCGCGCCAUUCAAAAAUAAGAUAUCUGCGCAGGUACAUCAGUCUAACUUAAGUGAUAUUACUGUAGGUAGUACAAGAUACAGUGCCCGGCAAACAACUUGGGUAUUGAUGCGAUUGGCUACGCGAUUGGUUGAUCAGUCGGCGCGAGUGCACGCGAUUGGUUGAUACGUCGACUUUCGCUUACCGGAUUCGUCAACUUUCUCCCAUUACACUGCUUCAGGUCCAAGUUGUUUGCCGGGUACUGUAAUGCGGGUUGUGGACCAAAGCCCAAGUGCUAGCCUAAAAUGUUACUCUAAGGCCUGAGAUCUCAACAAACCUGACUUAUAAAGUAAAUUGAGAUUACUUCGCCAGCGUUUUGCUAUCGAGUAUAUUUUAAUCAGCAAAUUACAAUGAAUUAAAUUGAAGCUAUAAAUACCUGCCGUAUCCUUUGAUUCCAUUGUUUUUAUUUACGAACGACUCAUGUAUCUAGUUGUAUACACAUUUUUUGUACACUUUAACAUGUAAGGAUAUUAUAGGUACACAUUUUUAUACAGAAGACGUGAUAAUUUCGAAGGAUAUGCGGUAAAAUUAAGGGAUUAUUUAUUUAGUAUGUUUAAGUUAUGCAAUCAAAGAGUUCAAAUGUAUGAUUAUCACGAAGAAAAUACCUCAUAACCUAAAUACUACGUAAUCGUGUUUGGUGUUUGUGAGCGAUCUAUGAGAUCGAUUGGUGAUUUUUUAUCAUAAUUUAUUUGGACUAUGUGCUGGUCAAUUUUUUUUCUUUAAGAUAAAAAUGUAUGCUGCCAUAGAAAAAAAUUAACAAAACUUGACGAAGAUUCAUAAUUGUUAUUGUUACUUCUUUCCUGUUAUGUGAAAAUCAUCAUAACUUAUUGCAUUUUUAGUAGUUUUGUUUUAUUACUUUUGGAGUAGAGAUCUAUUUGAAUAUAUCAUUAUUUUUGUUGCUUUAUAUUGUUGAAUUAGUAUGGACCUUUGAGAAUCACUGGCUUAACAUUAUUUCGAUGUAAAUAAAUAAUUGUUACCAUCUAUACUGUUUGAUUUAAUGAUGCUAGAUGAUUUUAUGGACGUUAGUGAAUAUAUAUUAUUUAUAAAUAAAA